CCCACAAAGUAGCUACAACUGUCAUAACUUCCGGCUAGAGAGUCGUUUUAUUUCCGUGGAGCACAUGUUGUGGUGUUUUAUAGUACUAUAAGCUUACGAAGGAGUUCUAAUUACUUGAUUGUAAAAUGCCAAAAGUCAAAGCAGCAAAGAAAAGUAGACAACACCAGGAAGUGAAAACUCAAGGGAUUAUGUUCAACACUGGCAUUGGGCAACACAUUCUGAAGAAUCCCUUAGUGGUCAACAGCAUUAUCGAAAAGGCAACCCUUAGGCCAACAGAUGUGGUUCUGGAAGUUGGACCUGGUACCGGAAACAUGACAGUCAAACUGCUGGAGAAGGCAAAAAAGGUAGUUGCUUGUGAAGUAGAUACCAGACUUGUGGCUGAACUUCAGAAGAGAGUUCAAUGCACGCCUUUGCAGACGAAGCUCCAAAUCUUAGUCGGGGAUGUUCUGAAGACAGAUCUGCCCUUUUUUGACAUUUGCGUGGCUAAUUUGCCUUAUCAGAUAUCAUCACCAUUUGUAUUUAAGCUGUUGCUUCAUAGGCCAUUUUUCAGGUGUGCGGUGCUGAUGUUCCAGAGAGAGUUUGCCCUGCGCUUGGUGGCCACGCCUGGAGAUAAACUGUACUGCAGGCUGUCCAUUAACACGCAACUGCUGGCUCGUGUCGACCACCUCAUGAAGGUGGGGAAGAAUAACUUCCGGCCUCCACCCAAAGUUGAAUCGAGUGUAGUUAGAAUAGAGCCCAAGAAUCCUCCACCUUCCAUCAACUUCCAGGAAUGGGACGGUCUUGUCAGAAUUGCGUUUGUAAGAAAGAACAAAACGCUUAGUUCUGCAUUCAAGUCUUCUGCUGUUGAGCAGUUGUUGGAGAAGAACUACAGAAUUCACUGUUCUGUGCAUGGCAUUGAAAUCCCAGCAGAUUUCAGCAUCGGAAAGAAGAUUGAAUCUGUUCUUCAGGAGGCUGAUUUCAGGGAGAAGCGAGCUCGCUCCAUGGACAUCGAUGACUUUAUGGUGCUCCUCCAUGCUUUCAACUCUGCUGGGAUUCACUUCUCAUAGCAGGAUGUAAAGAGCUCCGUAAUCAUCCCUGAGAUGUGGACCUGUCUGUCAGUGUUGGCCGUUUGCAGUGGCAAGCACAUGCUUCAUGUGCAUGGCAAGAGCCUGAUUUCUGCAGAAGGACUUAUCGGCUGUGAUGUGUUCAGCGUGGUGUCACUUUGUAUAUUCAUUACAUUAGGAAUACAGACAUUAAUUCUCCUAGUCAUAUGUAUCCUAAUCAUCAUAUGGUGGCUUUUAAGGGGGAAAAAAGCUUGGGGCGUAUUAACUAUUGUAGAUUAAAACCAGAAAGUGCUAUUUUAAA
Molecule: messenger RNA, 1344 nt
Organism: Brienomyrus brachyistius
Lineage: Eukaryota; Metazoa; Chordata; Actinopteri; Osteoglossiformes; Mormyridae
Gene: dimt1l
Product: DIM1 dimethyladenosine transferase 1-like (S. cerevisiae)
Exons: 12
Coding region: 126-1046 (306 amino acids)
Biological process (GO): rRNA methylation
Cellular component (GO): mitochondrial matrix
Molecular function (GO): rRNA (adenine-N6,N6-)-dimethyltransferase activity
Source: RefSeq, a predicted model, not a curated record